UCUAUGGUCGUUGUUUACGUCAGUGCAAACUAAUAAUUGCAAUUACCUAAAAAAUCUAUAAAUUUCAAUAAAAAUGGAAAAGAACACGAAUAUAAUUCGUGAAAACAACUUCUAAUGAUUAUUUUUCGUUAAUUCUGUGUUUAAACUUUCAUUUUAGUUGACUUAAGUAACUUAACCUAAAAGUGAUAUUUUGUGUGAUUAUCCCGUGGGAUCAUGGCUUUGCAACUAUCUAGAAGGGAGGUUGAGGACCUUAGAUCGUCCCUCGACCGCGCCAUAUACAGGACUAUCGGGAAAACCGAUAGUUCCUUGCUAUCCACCGUAUCAUCGUGUCUGACAAGCGGAUAUGAACGAAGAAAAAUCAUAGACAAAAUAUCAGCUCACAUAGACUCGAAAAAGGCUAGCAAGCUUGCAGACAAAGCUAUAGCGCUAGCCCAAGAGUUAAUAUCCAGCUCAAAGUCUCAGAAACGCAAACACGAGUCCGGAGACCGGGAUAAGGAGGUCAAGCGGUCACGGCACGAUGAGAAAGAUGAUAAGGAACGGGAGGAGAAGAAGAAUGGAGUGGAGGGGGCUACGGUGGUGCCGGACGGAGAGACGGUCGGGUCUAAGAUGGCUGUUUUGAGUGCGGAUAGGAUUAAGUUAAUGAUGGCCAACGCUCAAAAAGAGAUAGAAGAACGCAAGCGAGCCCUCCUGGCCAUGAAGGGAGGGGACUCCAAGAGCGGGGUGAGCGCCGCCGCGGCGACCGCGCAGCAACUCAAGCUGCAGGUCCAGCAGAACAGCGUCAUACCACCCCCCAGUGUCAUCAAACCUGUGCUAUACUCUAAGCCUGUUGGGAACACCAUGAGCCAGGAGGAGCUGGAGAAGCAGAGGAAGAUAGCUGAACUACAAGCUAGGAUACAAAGGAAAUUAGCUGGCGGGGCCCUGUCGGCGGGCGCGGGCGGGGGCCCGGCGCCCCUGAUCCUGGACCGCGAGGGCCGCACCGUGGACACCAGCGGCAAGCGCGUGCAGCUCACACACGUCGCGCCCACGCUCAAGGCCAACAUCCGCGCGAAGCGUCGCGAGGAGUUCCGCGCGCAGCUGUCGGGCGCGGCCAGCGUGGAGGCGGGCGCCGCCGCCGCCGCGUGGCAGGACGAGCGCCUCGCCAGCAGGCCCGCCCUCAGGGGCAAGAGGCCGCUGCGCUUCCACGAGCCAGGGAAGUUCACGCAGAUGGGGGACCGGCUCCGGAUGAAGGCCCAGCUGGAGAAGCUGCAGAACGAGAUAUCGCAGAUCGCGCGCAAGACCGGCAUCUCGUCAGCCACCAAGCUGGCGCUGCUGGCCGCCGACACGCCCGACUCCGACAGGGUGCCCGAUAUAGAGUGGUGGGACAGCGUCAUACUAAUGACACCGGAAGAACGGCAAUCCAAACGUCCCCCUGCCCCCGUAGCCCCGACCGACACGACAGCCCCGACCGACACGACGGCCCCGUCCGACACGCCCGGCCCCUCCGACAGUCGCACGCACGCGCAACGAGUUGAAGCUUGCAACACCGGCGUUGAUGACAUCGUCGAGAACCUGAACGAAGCCGCCAUUACCAACUUAGUCGAACACCCGCAGCAGUUGCGGCCGCCAA
Trichoplusia ni (cabbage looper) is the source of this 1606-nucleotide messenger RNA. RefSeq names its product U4/U6 small nuclear ribonucleoprotein Prp3-like. Gene Ontology annotation, cellular component: U4/U6 x U5 tri-snRNP complex. Gene Ontology annotation, biological process: mRNA splicing, via spliceosome. The record is from RefSeq and is a predicted model, not a curated record. Lineage: Eukaryota; Metazoa; Arthropoda; Insecta; Lepidoptera; Noctuidae.